AUGGCCCAACUGCCCCCGGCCGACCCCUGCGCGAGCCUCCAGGGGCAACAGAUCCUCAGCAUCAGGACUUCGCCCAAGGCGCAGUCCGGGAGGGCGGAAUUACCACGUCGUCGACAGAAUCGGAGCUGUGAUCAGUGUCGCAAGGGCAAGAGAGCCUGCGACGCGGCCAUCGUGGGGAAGACAGGUUCGCCCACCUCAUCGUCGACAUCCAGUGGUUCUCCUGACACCGGGGUCCCUGCUGCGGGCCCAUGUUCGAAUUGCAGGCGAUGGAGGAAGGAGUGCACGUUCAAGUGGCUCCAUUCAGUACAGACCAAGAGUUCGAAGCGGCGAAGGAAAUCUGAAACCGCUCAGGACAGCGCAGAGUGCGAACCGAUCGCAGCAGCGUUGAAUGAGUCGAACCUACAGAUUCCGGGCACCUACGUUGGUCCACCGGCCGAUCCCACAGCAAACCACGAGAAUCCUUCGCUAUGGGAGCAACAAGAUCCACUGACCGCGGCCCUGCGAUGGCAGGACUCGUCGGACAGCUCAGAUCUGUCCGGAAGUAGAGGCCCUGAUUCCGUCGAAGAUGACAUGUCAGUAGUAGAGACAGACGUAAUCGGCUUUGCUAUCAGGCACGACGAACCGAUGCAGCAUGAACAGACGAUGAGAGGCUAUCAAGAUCUAAAUAGGCCUCAAUCCUACCCUCCCAAUUACGUCUCUGAGGAAGGUGAACACCCGCGUCGUCAUGCCUUGCAAUCAGAGAGGCAUCCUUAUCGGAAAAAGACAUCGUCGCCGCCAAAGACGGUCAGCGAGCUGCUACACCAGUCAGGAAAACUGUCACAAUCUUUCAGUCGUUCUGCAAUGACCCAAAAUCUUCUUCGAAUCUAUCGCGACAGCAUGGAGAAUGCCCUGUCUUGUUGGCUUAUAGAGAGAACCUGUCCGUACAGCGGACCAGUCACUUUGAGCGGCAAGAGACCGGACGUUCCUCCGCCGUUUUCUAUGAAGUCCGAAUGGGGUCCGAAUUGGUCGAAUCGAAUCUGCACACGAGUCUGCCGCCUGGACCGCGCUUACUCGAUGAUACGCGGGCGGAGUUUGACUUCUACGGAAGAGAAGGCAGCUUCUCGGGCGCUCCAUACCUCCAUUAUGGCCUUUGCUACGCAGUGGACGCAGACAGGUCGCCCUAUUGUGGAGGAUGGCAGCGCCGAUUCCUCAAUAUCUCCGAAGGGUAUCCAUCGAUCAAUCCAGGAAUCGUGUUGGAACCAGGCAUAUAAAGCGCUGAAUGAUUCAGUCGGUAUAGAAUCAUUUCGCGUGGUCUUUGCUCACAUCAUUUUCUCUCUCACUCUACGGCCGUUGAACGUGAAGCAACAUCUAGAGGCCAUGAAUGCGCGGCGCUGUAUCAGCUGCCAACGGAGACGAAGUUCUGUUAACUUGUCAUCCGGAGAACCACCGAGUGACUGUACUUGCGGUGUAUCAGACUUUUCAGAGCUGUCGGAGAUACUUGACUCUGACAAGGCCCCCCUCUUCCUGGAGACGGCAGUUCGGCAGAUGUACACUUAUCGACACAAAUUGGCAGGGGUCCAGCGCCGUGGCGCCCUAGCUGGUCAACAUAGAAGCGGAGGAGAAAGUCCAUCGACAAUGGAUCCUUUCGCACCAUUCGCGCCUCCAGAACGGAGAGCGAGCAUCGGUGGACCUCCACAGCCGAGCUCACAAACACAAAUGGUGUUAAGUGCUACCGAUUACGAGACUUUCAACCUACUCUUUUGGCUGGGUAUCAUGUUCGACACCUUGUCCGCCGUCAUGUAUCAACGCCCCCCGGUCGUCUCGGAUGAAGAUAGCGAUGUCACCACUGCAAUACCUGAAGAGCGAGCUCAGUCCACAGCCAUGGAGAAUGAAAUCGAUCUGAACGGAUGGAACAUGCUUUCUGUGUACGCCGAUGCCGGGAAGAAGGGAAAGGAGAUAUGGGGUGAUUUCUUUCUUGACAAGAGACCUGUCACACGCUGGAAGAAUAUCACCAACUGGCCUUGUUCUUACGAAGAGGCGGCCGAGAUCCUGUCUGAUGCUGCGCCAGUCAAAGUGCUGAUCUACCGUCGCCUGACACGCUUGCAGACGUUGAUCUAUCGAGGUGCUCCUGCCGAGGAACUUGAGGAAGCAGUUCAGGAGUCACUUCGGGUAUAUCAGUACUGGAACCAUACCUACGGGCGGUUCAUGCUAGGCUGCGUCACGCAUCACGAGAGCCUUCCACCUCGAGUGCAGUCAUGGUACAUUCUCCUCGCCGCCCAUUGGCAUCUCGCCCCCAUCCUGAUGGCCGAUAUCUUGGACGGGACAGACAGAGCUGGUAUAGGCGUCGAAUCAGAGCGAGAAUCGAGGCGCGCCACGCACUUUUCCUCUGCCUUGCGAAAGGAAAAUGCCUUUGCUGUCUCAGAACUGGCUCGCUGCUGCAGUCAUGACCAAGCUUCGUCUUUCUCCAAGGCCGCCGAGUUCCACGAUGCGGUUAAUUCCCAGGCUCUCCUCACUGAGCCAUGGACAGCCGUUCUUAUCCGCUCUUUCGCUCGAGCAGGAUAUAUCCUUCUAGACGGUGUCGCUGCUCCGCCCUCGGGUGAGGAACCCCCAAACAUCUACCUUGCGCAGCCCGGCAUGCUCGAGGAGUCCAGACGACGCUGCCAGAUGUGCAUCGAUGCUCUACGUUGGAUAGGCAGAAAGUCAGACAUGGCGUUCCUUGCCGCCAGAGCGCUAUCCGACAGUUAUGAGGCGAGAAUCAAUGGCGCCCGACGAAGCACCACGUCUGCGGAGAUCUCAGAGAUCCCAUUCCCGGAAGUCGAAGUUCCUGACUACCAAACACACGAUGAUUGUUCACGCGAUGACAUUCUAUAUCCGCUGGUUGGAUCUAUUGCUGGGUAGGGUAGGGUAGUAUAGUUAUUUGCUAGCGGUCACCUUGUAUCCAGCCGCCAUUAAUUACCCGUAUAUACAGUGUAUCACAAUACAGUGUAUCACAUGUACUUUCCUUUCGCACGUGGCGGUGGGUUGGUCGCGAGGUGGCGAGGCGGCGUCUCGCGAGGUGGCGAGGUUUUUGUUACCAGUAGAUUACUAGUAAAUUACUAUUUUAUAUUAAAAUUAUAUUAAUAUAUACUAAUAGGGAAU
Molecule: messenger RNA, 3117 nt
Organism: Paecilomyces variotii
Lineage: Eukaryota; Fungi; Ascomycota; Eurotiomycetes; Eurotiales; Thermoascaceae
Product: C6 zinc finger domain protein
Exons: 2
Coding region: 1-2877 (958 amino acids)
Biological process (GO): regulation of DNA-templated transcription
Molecular function (GO): zinc ion binding; DNA-binding transcription factor activity, RNA polymerase II-specific
Source: RefSeq, a predicted model, not a curated record